GUGAGAUAGGUAGGUAGGCAGAUAGGUUGGCUGCUACGCGGUGGUCUAGCAGGUUAGGAGUAAUUGGCUCGGCAGGCCUUCAUUUCUUGAAGGAUGAGUAACUAGAUACCCCCCGAACUUUGUAUAUGCAUGGAUUAACCCACUUACACUGUCAAAUACGCACCUAACAGGUAGGUAUACAGAUAUUUUUUUACUUGAUUUGACCGGGGUUUAGUAUGACGGGGGAAGUGUGUGUGUUCUUCCCUCCUUCCCCCCGUUGGUCCCGUAUUUUAAACCAUCGCGAACAAUUCAACACGGCCCCACACUCGGGGACUCUGGUCCAUCAAUUUUCCAAUCCUUUUUGACUCUUCUCUCAUAUCUCUACUCACCCUGAGGAAGUUUCAUUCGCUCCGGGCAUCCCUCAACCAUCAGAGCCCAUCCUCCGGGAAGUCUUGGUCUUCCCUUGCCUGCAACAUCAGUCUUGGAACUCGAGUCGACGCAUUCUAAGAUCAUCGGGUUUGAUUUUUUAAUUCUGACUAUCAAUUCCUUCAUCGAAAUACGAUUCUCUUGUUUCUUAUUGGUAUUCCCUCACAUUUCACACUAGAAGCCCACGCAUAUUCGUCUCCUUGAUCAUGCUCAUCGGUAAGAAAAAAAAAAAACAUUUCCACCAUUUAUUUCUUCGCUGACUAGGAUCUCACAGUUCCCAAGAAAUACCACAGUCAACUUCUAUCACGAUGUUCAGCCUAACCGACCUUUUCGAAACGCUUUCGGACGAAUUCAUACAAGAAAUAGUCGAAUGGAUUGCAACGUCUUGGGAUCCGCAGAAGCAGGCCUACGUCCUGAGCGUAAGAGAUCUCGCAAACUUGUCUUAUGUCAAUCAAGACGUACACAAAUACGUCAACCCGAUUCUCUAUCAACGUGAGAGUGAAACACACGGCCGGCCCGACUUUCUGCAUUACGCGCUCCGUCAUAACAAUGUAAAUGUCCUGAGAAUUGCUCACGAAGCAGAGGCGCUGAGAUUUUGGUGGAAUUGGCAAGAUUUAAUGACUGAGGCCAGCAUUCUUGGCCAUUACGACAUUAUUGAAUGGGCGCUCAACCAGGGGUUUGCAAGGGAUGAAUUAGCGGAGAAGUAUGAGGACAAAGAGUUGGGCACCGUCACUGACGAUAACACGUCAGAUCUGGGAAUGGCAAUUGGCUUCGGGCACAAGGACAUCGCGAUGCUCCUGAUCCGCCGAGGUGCCAAUACUCUCCUCGCAUACACCUUUCCGGAGCCUAUGGUCUACGACUCAGCCCUCCACCUCGCAGUGGUAGUUGACAUGUUUCAAUUGGUAGAGUACCUUGUGCUCGAGAAAGGAAUAUCCGUCAACGUACAAUAUUGGGAGAACAAGAGCCCUUUAUAUCGCGCGAUACCGGAGUACAAGACCGGUGAAGACCCAGCGACCACGGAAUUCAAGGGUAUCCUCAUGCUUAAGAAGCUAAUCAGUCUUGGCGCCGAUAUUAACCACGAGGCUAACGGUCUUCUCCCCCUUACCUUCGCGCUCCAGCGAUACAGGUACGCCCACGCAGCCACGCUUCUCAAUGCCGGAGCAAAGCUCAGGCCCGACCGUCCAUAUCCCGGUGUUCCUUUCCCCAUCCAAGCAUGCGUCAUGCUUCCGUUCGAGAUACGCGCCCUCCUCGAUAGGCAACGCAAGAUGUUCGAAUGGCUCGUCGAGUUGGGUGCUGACAUUGAGGAAUGCUACAUUGACGGACAUUGUACACUGAUCACUGCGUUUUUGUGCGGAGUAGAACCGAUACGCCGCCAAGCUCUUGAGGCCUGUAGAGAACGAGACCGUCAACGCGAAUCCACAGCUACCUGAACAGACUCCUUGAUUCCCGUGGCGAAACGAGACCAUACACCAGAGUUCACGAUCCUGUCCUGCACUUUGAUGAACGCUUGGCAACCUUUGAAGGCGCAUACCCGCGGAGGUACCUUCUGAGAUCCUGUAUGUAGCAUAGUAGCAGUGUCACAGGGAUAGAAAAGAAAUGGAAAUAAUAAAUGGUAUCUAUCAUGAAAGAAUUUGGAUGAUAAUGUCCGUGAAGCAGACAGU
Messenger RNA from Hypoxylon trugodes, 2066 nucleotides. Its product is annotated as ankyrin repeat-containing domain protein. The transcript has a single exon. The record is from RefSeq and is a predicted model, not a curated record. The coding region runs from base 714 to 1835 and encodes 373 amino acids. Gene Ontology annotation, molecular function: protein binding. NCBI's taxonomy places the organism in Eukaryota, Fungi, Ascomycota, Sordariomycetes, Xylariales, Hypoxylaceae.